AUGUCUGACGACUACGAUCCAUUGGAGGUCAUCGGCAGGGGCUCUUUCGGUACUGUCCGCAAAGUUCGUCAUAAGGAAUCUGGUCAAAUCUUGGUUCGAAAGGAGAUCGAGUAUGUUCUGAUGAAUAAUCAGGAACGUAACCAGAUCAUCAGUGAGCUUCGAAUAUUGAGAGAACUUGAUCAUGAACAUAUCGUAAAGUACUGGAGACACGACCAUGAUGCUCCUCUCAAAGCGAUCCAUAUAUAUAUGGAAUAUUGUGACGGUGGUGAUUUAGCUGGACUUAUCAAAAAGUUCCGUCAGGAAAAGGAACGGGUUCCCGAGCAGUUUGUGUGGCAAGUUAUGGUGCAAAUGUUGCUGGCUCUACAUCGCUGCCAUUAUGGUCACGAUGCUCCCAAAGUCGAUCUUUUCACCGCAGAGACGAGACGUGCUCCCAGCAUUAACCUGGAAACAGUCAUCAUUCAUCGCGACAUCAAGCCAGAUAACAUCUUUCUAGUAGACCUGAAUAAGCAGGUGAAACUAGGUGAUUUUGGUCUCGCAAAAAUGAUCAACACUACGAAGCAAGAGUUCGCCCAAACAUAUGUUGGUACUCCAUACUAUAUGAGUCCAGAGGUGCUCAUGGAUAACCCGUAUCUGCCAGUGUGUGACGUAUGGCUGCUUGGAUGUGUUCUCUUUGAGUUGUGUACUCUUCAACCACCGUUUCUUGCUCUGAGCCAUUUACAGCUACAAAACAAGAUCAAAGCGGGUAAGAUACCAGAAAUCAACCCUGCUCACUAUCUGGUUCAUCUUCGUCAAAUCAUCCGCGAUUGCAUUACCGUUGACCCAUCCGAGAGACCCCUGGUUCAUGAUCUCCUCAACAAUCUUUCCGUGCAGUUUCUACGCAAGGAAAUCGAUCUCAAGCUCUGGCAGAAAACUCAACUGGACUACCAAAAGCAGCUUUCUAUCAGGGAUGAUGAUUUGCAUAAACGGGAGCAACAGGUCCUUCAACGGGAACAGCAUAUUCAUCAACAAGAGCAGCAAAUGCGCCAGCGAGAGCAGCAACUACGCCAACGGGAGCAACUUCUCGUUGAAUCGCGUGGGCCUUACAACGACCUCCAAAAGCAGCUUAGUCUGAUGGAGCAAGACUUAAUAUGCAAGGACGCUCUUGUCACCAAAGUUGAGGGAAAAUAUCAGGAUAUUGUAAAGCGUUACAACGAUCAACGCCAAGAUUUCGAUGACCAGAUGGCAGCUGUCCAUCGCAAAUUUGCCCAACGCUUAAAGCUUUUGGAAGAGGAAGUCGACAUGAAACGCCGCCAACUCGAUCUGGAAAAUAAGGAACUUCGCCUCAACUAUCAACGAGAAUUUCGAAUGGUGGUAGAGAAGGAGGUAAAUGCUCGACUUAGGGAACUGUUGCACAAACAAGAAUCUCCAGCACUACACACGCCCCCAAUUCAAAUGGGCUCGAAAACCCCUCAGCUGUCACGCCCCAGAGGUCCCCAAAAACUUAAUGAUCGUCUGCCAUUAAAGAUCAACAAUGAAGAAUAUUUUGGUUACAAGACCCCCCUGCCGCGACCUCUGCCAGUUAGAAAACGAAUUACUCCUUAUGAAGGUGGAAAGCCAGCGCAUGCCCGAGUAUGA
Molecule: messenger RNA, 1614 nt
Organism: Diutina rugosa
Lineage: Eukaryota; Fungi; Ascomycota; Pichiomycetes; Serinales; Debaryomycetaceae
Gene: KIN3
Product: serine/threonine protein kinase
Exons: 1
Coding region: 1-1614 (537 amino acids)
Biological process (GO): protein phosphorylation; chromosome segregation
Cellular component (GO): centrosome; nucleus; cytoplasm
Molecular function (GO): ATP binding; protein kinase activity
Source: RefSeq, a predicted model, not a curated record